Carassius auratus (goldfish) is the source of this 1362-nucleotide messenger RNA. RefSeq names its product adhesion G protein-coupled receptor E3-like. The transcript has 7 exons. Bases 177 to 1253 code for a protein of 358 amino acids. Gene Ontology annotation, biological process: cell surface receptor signaling pathway; adenylate cyclase-activating G protein-coupled receptor signaling pathway. Gene Ontology annotation, molecular function: G protein-coupled receptor activity. Gene Ontology annotation, cellular component: plasma membrane. The record is from RefSeq and is a predicted model, not a curated record. NCBI's taxonomy places the organism in Eukaryota, Metazoa, Chordata, Actinopteri, Cypriniformes, Cyprinidae.
UUAUUCUAUAUUUAUUUGUGCUCAAACUAACUUUUUUGGUUAUUAAUAAAUGAUCAAAUUCUGCCUUCAACAUUGUGAGUCAGACCUCUGGAGGAUGUCUUAAAAAUCUCUUUGAGCAGAUAGAGAACAUUACAGCUACAGUGCUUCCUUUGAAUCUUGUGACAAACAUUUUGACUAUGGCCUUCAACUCUUCAGAGAAGAUUUUAGAGACAACAACCUCAGCAAGCCCAACUGAACUAGCCUCGUAUGGAAACCGUAUGUUAAAAACCAGUGAGAAACUCAUUUCUACUUUAGUGAAGUCGACAAACACAAAUGACAGUGUCAAGUUUAAUCUUCCCACUGUAGAGGGACAAGUCUUCAUGGUUGGGCCACAAGUCACUUUAGAUAAAAUCCCUCGACUUGACACGACAAAUUCAUCUGUGGACAUUGAUCUCAUUGGGAUUGCCAAGAACAACUAUGAAACAAGAUCAGCUGCUGUGGCGUUCAUGAGCUACAACACGAUGGAGAACCUACUGAAGCCAGACUUCUUCAACACAUCGAAUAAGACGGUUAAAACCAUGAUGUCCACUGUGAUCUCAGCUACUCUUCCCAAAACCAGAAACACUAAACUGACCGAGCCAGUCAACUUCACGCUCAAACACAUCAGAGAGUUUGAUCCCAGCGGUUCUCUGUCCUGUGUGUACUGGAAUAUCAGCGAGUGGAUUGUAGAUGGUUGUGUUGUUUUAAAGACCAACGGCAGCUAUACUGUGUGUUCCUGUGAUCAUCUGUCGACGUUCGCUCUCAUCAUGCAAACCAGCCAGCCGCCGGCGAGCGACCCACUUCUGGAGUUGUUGAAUUUGGUGUGUGUGUUUGUGGGGCUGGUGUUCUUCAGUUUGGCCCUGUUGACCUUUGCCCUUUGUCAGUGGAGUCCUGGAGUGAAUAAUGUGGCUCGAAUCAAUAUCUGCAUCAGUCUUCUGUUGGCUCACCUUCUGCUUCUGCUUACACAGCAGUUCCUGAGCAUCAUACAGCGUCAGAAGGUGUUGUGUGCCGUCAUCUCAGGCCUUCUGCACUUCCUCUUUCUCUCCGGCUUUGUGUGGAUGUUCAUCGAAGCUGUGCUGCUCUUCAUCUGUGUGAAGAACCUAUCACAGAUCAGCUCCAAAAAGAGCGAGGUGCUUAGCAGUGGAUUCCUGUGUGUGAUUGGAUAUGUGGUUGCUCUGGUUGUGGUGUGUGUGUCUGUCGGUCUGGUUCCUGAAGGCUACGGUAGCGAACAGUGAGUCAGGGUUUUCUCUUAAUACAUGCAAUGAAUAAGACUUUAGUUCAAGUCAUUUUAAAUAUUAAAGAGGUCAUCGGAUGCCCAUUUCCCACAAGUUGAUAUGAUCCUUU